Messenger RNA from Oryzias latipes (Japanese medaka), 3464 nucleotides. RefSeq names its product glutamine synthetase. Gene Ontology annotation, cellular component: cytoplasm. Gene Ontology annotation, molecular function: glutamine synthetase activity. The record is from RefSeq and is a predicted model, not a curated record. NCBI's taxonomy places the organism in Eukaryota, Metazoa, Chordata, Actinopteri, Beloniformes, Adrianichthyidae.
AUGCAAUUGAUUUUUCUUUUCAUUUUAUGUCAAUUUAAUUGUAAUUUUGAACUUUACAUUACCAAAUGCAUAUUUUUAAACAGCAUGAUCAAACUGCAAACUGAAGUAUUCAUUGAGAAUUGCAUGUCAUGCAUGAAUUAUGGGUGAAAGAAACUUCCAUACAAAGGGUGGCACGACAGAAGACUCACUUAUUCUCAUUUAUUGGUUACCAUGCCAAACAUGGCAGAAAAAUGUGAUUGCAGGUGUGACUUUGAUGAGUCUGACACUUCAUUUAAGACGCAGGUGUCACGCUUCCCGGCCUAAAAGUUAUUUCCGUGACAAUAGAGAGAGUUCUGACAGGACAUUCGACUUUUUCUGCCUGAAAUGCCUGUGGCGCCACCAUUCCAUGCGUUGCAUUUAUAAAACUAUGCUCCUCCAGAAUGUCUCGAAAGUACAAAAACCUGAUCCUCCUGUUUUCUUUUGCUGCGCCCUCUUACUGUAUGGUGCAAAUGAAAGCAAUUCCACUUGAUUGAGUUUGUAUGAGGAAGGGUUUCAGCUAAAAUACCAACACAAGUUGACAUGAUUACAGCAAAUGGGAGUCAACAGUUUCUGUGUCAUAUCGUGGGCCACUUGGUCUGAUGACUCGCAUAACAUCGACUUCACACAAAGCAAGGGUUUAUUGGAGGAUUCAAAAGAAUCUGCAUCAAGUUGGUCUUUAAUAACCUGUAAACACAUUUCUGUUUAAACGGACAUUUUGACACACUGCUUCUGUUUUUUUAGACAAACAUCUUAUGAAGGUCAAAAGCGUGUGUUUUUUUUUUUCGUUCUUCAGGGCUCCUCAGUGCAAAAACGUACCGUGAAUGUUUGUCUAGUGUCCUUCAUAGACAUGACGUUUCACGCCUCUUACAUUGACUGAAGGUUUCAUUGAAAAGGCAUUAUUUACACGUCUGUAAAUAGAGUCAAUGAGAAUCCAGUUUUAGAUGUAGUUUCAGGGGAUGAGUCAGUCAAAUGUCACCUGAGUAUAACGGCGGUUCAUCAGCAGAUGUUUUUGAGUUUGUGUAUUGUUUCAUGCUUCAUCGCGCCUCUGUCCCACGUGGUCAAGGCUUUCUCCACACAGCUGCUGAAUGUCUAUCCUGAUGGAAACUGAACAUACAAGCAUCUUCUGGUGUUUAAUUGAGCUGCGAGACUGAGUGCUCAGCAAACAGCAAGUGUCUGUGCUGCUGAUGUGAGUCCUCCUCACGCCUGUCGGGCUCCAGCUGUGCUGAAUCAGCUGUUGUUUCAAGACACAUGCAUGCAGUGCUGAUUUGCUUCUGCUGCAUGCAUGUCAUAAGCACGAUUGCCCUUUUUUAUAGUUCAUUUGCUCUGAGGAAUACAGACUUUGCGUUCAGCAAAAACAAAAGCCACGCCCCUAACCCCGCCCACAGCCUCCCGUGCUUUCAAAGGUGUCAGUUCGUCAUCACUUCCACUUCAGGGAAAGACCUGCUCCGAAUCAGCUCACCUGCCUGCACCUGAAGCCUCACACCAAUCAUGGCCUCAGUCUCGUCCAGCUCCCGCCUCAACAAGGUCGUGCGGCAGCAGUACAUGAGCCUGCCGCAGGGGCAGAAGUGCCAGGUCACCUACAUCUGGGUCGACGGAACCGGAGAAGGACUCCGCAACAAGACAAGGACUCUAGACGCAGAACCAGCGGGCAUUGAAGACAUUCCUGAGUGGAACUUCGAUGGAUCUAGCACCUACCAGUCCGAGGGCUCCAACAGCGACAUGUACCUCGUCCCCGUCUCCAUGUUCAGGGACCCUUUCACCCUCGACCCCAACAAGCUGGUCCUCUGCGAGGUUCUCAAGUACAACCGCCUCCCAGCUGAAACCAACCACCGCCACCGAUGCAACGAAGUGAUGAAGACGUUGGCGGAGUACAGCCUGUGGUUCGGCAUGGAGCAGGAGUACACACUCCUGGGACUGGAUGGACAUCCUUUCAGCUGGCCCACCAACGGGUUCCCAGCACCCCAAGGUCCAUAUUACUGCGGGGUGGGGGCAAACUGUGCGUACGGGCGGGACAUCGUGGAGUGCCACUACAAGGCCUGCCUCUACGCCGGAGUCAAGAUCUCUGGCACCAACGCUGAGGUCAUGCCUUCUCAGUGGGAGUAUCAGGUGGGACCCUGUGAAGGAAUCCACAUGGGAGACCAUCUGUGGGUGUCGCGCUUCCUCUUGCACCGCGUGUGCGAAGACUUUGGGGUUCUGGCAACAUUGGACCCCAAACCCGUCAAAGGCAACUGGAACGGAGCCGGAUGUCACACCAACGUCAGCACCAGGCAGAUGAGGGAAGAGGGGGGGCUGCAGCACAUUGAGGCGGCCAUCGAAAAACUGGGCAAAAAUCACAAGAAGCACAUCAGCACCUACGACCCUCACAACGGCCAGGACAACAUGAGGCGCCUGACCGGCCUGCACGAAACCUCCAGCAUCCACGACUUCUCGGCUGGCGUGGCUAAUCGAGGCGCCAGCAUUCGCAUUCCACGCCAGGUGGGCAAAGAUGGGAAGGGUUACUUCGAGGACCGGCGUCCGGCAGCAAACUGCGACCCUUACCUGGUGACAGGGAUCAUUGCAGAAACCUGCCUGUUGGAGUCAGAAGAGAGCUCGUAGAAGAAGAGGACGCGUGUCUGUGGCUCUCUAAGUGAUCUUUUGCUGCACGUGUAUAAUCUAAUAGUUUACAAGAAAAAAGAUCAUGUCCAAAAUAAUAAAAUAACUUUUUACAACACCAGAGACACAACACUGCCUUUUACAGUAGCAAACGUGGGACAAUUAAAGAGACAUAAACUGAACAAAGACGGGACAAAAAUGGACAAAUCUUUACUCUUUAAUCAAAAUCUCUUCUUUGUUUGUUGUGUUGCUGAAACAAGGAAAGACAACUGCAAUAACUCACUCAAGAAGUGGAGCGAUGAGAAGCAACCUCAGUGUCAGAUCAUCUGAUGUUGCUCAAACAUGUUCACACUCAUGGUUUCUCGUUAGCAGCUUCUCAAGCCGCUUAUGGCGAAAGUUUAUGUUUCUUUAUGUUUUUCAUGUCACAAUAACAUCCACAGAUUUACCCCUAUUUUUCUAUUUAAGUCUUUAUCAAGUUCUAGUGUUUUAUUUUGUGCUAAUCUUUUGGUGUUUUGCAAACGUUUCAGCCUUACAAGUUGAGAAACAGAGCGAUUGACAAACACACACACAAACCAGCUGCCAUGUAUUUUGUUUUGGGGUUGUUUAUUUUUGUUAUUUGUGUGCAACCAUGCACAGAUUGAACAGCAUAUCUGUGAAAAACUGUUAACGACUAAAAGAUGGAACCUCAUCUUUAUGCUGCACAGGAUUCAUCUUUCUAGAGUGAAUGAAUCACAAAAUACCAGUGAUAUAUAUUUUUAUUAUCUCUUUGCUUCUUUUAUUCAUGAAUAUCAUAGUUACACAUUAUGAAUUCAUUUAGAAACAUUUGAAUAUAAAGAAACUUAAGAAAAACUAAA